Molecule: messenger RNA, 1101 nt
Organism: Fulvia fulva
Lineage: Eukaryota; Fungi; Ascomycota; Dothideomycetes; Mycosphaerellales; Mycosphaerellaceae
Product: putative quinone oxidoreductase
Exons: 2
Coding region: 1-1101 (366 amino acids)
Biological process (GO): cellular response to oxidative stress
Cellular component (GO): cytoplasm
Molecular function (GO): quinone reductase (NADPH) activity; zinc ion binding
Source: RefSeq, a predicted model, not a curated record
AUGUUCCUGCGCACUGCUUUCACCAGAACUCUGGCCUCCACACCAACACGUAGAGCGGCUGCGAUCUCCUCCCACAUUUCCAAACCACUCCAAACACGAGCCAUGGCGUCCAUACCAAGCACCAUGAAGGGUGUGAUCAUUGAGAAGCAUGGCGGCACAGAGGUCCUCCAGUACAAGACGGACCUACCCGUGCCUCAACCAAAAGACGGCCAGGUCCUCGUCAAGAACGACUACAUUGGCGUGAACUUCAUCGACACAUACUUCCGCACAGGCCUCUACCCAGCUCCCCAAUUCCCCUACAUGCUCGGCCGCGAAGCCGAAGGCACCAUCGUCCAAGUCGGCUCCGGCGAAACACAAGGCCUCAAAGAAGGCGACAAAGUCGUCUGGAUGGCCGAAUCCGCAUAUGCCGAGUACACCGCCGCACCUGCCGCGAAGACUGUCAAGGUCCCCAGCAACAUGGACCCGAAGAUCGGCGCAGCGUCCUUACUGCAGGGUCUCACGGCGUUGACGCUGGUAAGAGAGGCGUAUCAUGUGAACAAGGGGGACUGGAUUCUGGUACAUGCCGCCGCGGGCGGUACAGGGUUGUGGCUGUGUCAGUUGUUGAGGAGCAUUGGUGCGAAUAUUAUCGGGACUGCGUCGACGAAAGAGAAGGUGGAGACGGCGAAGAAGGCGGGAGCUACGUAUAUGAUCAACUACAGCGAGGAAGACGUCAAGACGAAAGUCGACGAACUCACCGGCGGCGCCGGCGUCGCGGCCGUCUUCGAUGGCGUAGGCAAAGAUACCUUCGACCUCUCCCUCAGCUGCCUCGCGAGGAAGGGGUCAAUGAUUUCUUUCGGGAAUGCGUCAGGUGCUGUGCCGCCGGUUACGAUUGCGAAGUUGAGUCCGAAGAACGCGAGGUUGAUGAGGCCGACGUUGUUUGGGUAUCUUGUUACGAGUGACGAGUUUGAGGGGUACACGAAGGAGUUGUUUGACUUUGUGCUUAAGGAUAAGUUGGAUGUGAGGAUUCAUGAGACGUAUCCGUUAAGCCAGGUGGCGAGAGCACAUGGGGAUUUGGAGGGGCGGAGGACGAGUGGGAAGUUGGUUUUGGAUCCUAGUACGUAG